AUGAGUUGCACAUUGUUUUUAUGUUAGGAAUUAUUGAUGAAAAAAUAAAUAGAGAGUGACAUUUUUUUAUCGUUCCCUAAAAAAAAAAGAAUAUUAUUCUCAUUUGUAUUAUUCAAGCAAAAGACUGAAUUUUAUUGAUAGAUUAUCUACAGCUAUAUGUGCAGCUUCUUUAUGUUUAGGUGUUUUAAUCUAUUCAUCUAUUAAAGAAGGACUUAUUUACUUAGAAAUAAUUAUGAUCAUAAUUGUUGCUCUUAUUAAUUUUGCCUUCAUUCUUCUUAUGAUUUAUUAUCUAUUUGAAGGAUAUCUAAUUAAAUUUUAACCUUAAUUAGAUAAAAUAAGAGAUCAAUUAAGAAUACAUCAUCCAGAAAUUAUGGAUAAGUAUCCUUGGAGUAGAAAAAUGCUUUAUAACUAAGCAAAAAUGAAAGAUAAAGUUAAAAAGUUAUGGGCUUCUUUAAGAUAUUAAACUAGAAAAUGAAUUAAUAGAAGAAGAUAAGAUCCUUAAGCACCCUUAUUUUUAAAUGAAAUUAGUGAUCAACCAAUUUUAUUACCUCUCUCUGACUCUGAUAAAACAAAAUAAUGUAAUUAUUGAUUAUAUUCAAUUAGAAAAAACCGUUAAUCAUUCAGACUCACCUAAUUACUAAAAAAUAUACCCUGAAUAAGAGGGUUUAGAAUCAGAACAAAUCAAUUUAAAUUAAAAAAAUUAGGAGUAAUGA
Messenger RNA from Paramecium sonneborni, 713 nucleotides. Lineage: Eukaryota; Ciliophora; Oligohymenophorea; Peniculida; Parameciidae. The record is from the annotation of a GenBank genome assembly.